Molecule: messenger RNA, 2226 nt
Organism: Musa acuminata AAA Group (dessert banana)
Lineage: Eukaryota; Viridiplantae; Streptophyta; Magnoliopsida; Zingiberales; Musaceae
Product: cadmium-induced protein AS8-like
Exons: 4
Coding region: 6-632 (208 amino acids)
Source: RefSeq, a predicted model, not a curated record
GGCGGAUGGAUAAAAUGGGGCACCGCCGGCGUCCUGCUCGGCUCUGCGACAGUCACGUGUCCGAAGUCGGAUCCAAGAACAGAGAUCUCCAUGGUGAUCGAAAUCUACUACUAAUGAUAAUAAAAGGACUCUUUAGAAGAUACCAGAGAUGGAAUCCCGUGCACCCUACUGUCGGCACCUUUUGGGGCAUGGGGAUAGGUAUUGGGUGCGGUGUAGGUUGGGGUCCUGGCUUUGGUCCUGAGGUCAUUGGAUAUGUUGGAGCAGGCUGUGGUGCAGGAUUCAGUGUUGGUAUUACACUGGUUGGCAUUGGCAUUGGCCUUCCACAAGAUGGCCUUACCCGAAUCGCAUACAAUGCUUUUACAACAAAAAUUGGUUCUUUGGAUUCUGCAAGAUCUUAUGCACUUACAACCAUGAAGAGUGUUGCUGAGGACAGUUUAAACUACACUGCACCUCAUAUAUCCUUCUUGAGGAAAGAAACAAGUUGGAGGCUCUCAAGGCUUAAGUCAAACAUUUGUGUACAGAGAGCUGGGUUGAAUAAUCUGAACACUACUGUAUCAAAGCAUAUUCAGUCUACUUUGGAAUGUUUAGAAGCUUUCAAAGAUAAUUUCUGGCCACCUGGGAAAGCUACAUAGUCAGGCUUCAAGAUGUUUCAAAUUGUAUCAGCAGCUAAAUUUUAACUUAUUACAAUUGAAGUUGAGAGGUUUGUAAAGGGACUUGUGCUUCUGUCACGAUGUAAUUUACAGGAGCCCGUCUGUAGGUUCUGCCGACAACUUUAGAGCAUUAGAAUUCUAGGCAUAGCAAGUAUUUCCAUGUUUAUUCAUAGGAUGUCAUUUGUUAUACCAAUGCUCCAUCUUCCAAAAAUCUGAAAUGCGGUAAACAUGAAUGUUUAUAUAAGCUUGUUAGGUGAAUUUUUCAUCUCUGAAAAAAAUUUCAAACAAGCUAAACAGUGAUUUUUCUAUGUUUAAGUGUUUCAAACCAUAUCUAACAGGGCACUUCGCUUUCAUAUUGCUAUAACAUAUUUCAUGUUGUUUGUAGAAAAAAAGUUCCUUAGUUUUUUGUUUAAUCUACCCUGUUGCUGAAGGUGUAUUCGCAUCACAAAACUCCCCGAUGAACACUGAUAAAUAAUACUUAUAGUUUCUUGCAGUUUCCUAUUGUAAAUAAUUGCAGAUGUUAAUUUAGUUUAGCAAGUAGAUUAAUGAUCAUUAUGUGAACCAUCAACCACCGAGAUAAUCCUGAGAAAUAGGUUCAUCUUAACUCAGGAACCUCUUUCCAAAGAGCUAAACAAGGCUUUGCAAAUCACCUCAGCUUGCAGUAAUUCCCUUCUGGUGUUGUUAAGUUUCAUCCUUUUUCGGCUAAUGAGCAUUUCUUAACUGUCAGCCUGGCUGUGUCUCCCUUCAGUCUUCAUCUGCUGUGUAGGAGUUGCAGGGGCUGGCUGUGUCAUCAGAUAUUACAGUAAGUGUAGCAGGGGCUGCUUGCUGCUGUCUUUCAGGCUUCUUCCAUGGAACAAGCUGAAUGCAAAUGGGCUUUGAAAGGGAUAAGGGAGACUGCUAAAGGUCUCCAAUAUCAACUGAAGUGAAGGGGAUUCCUCUACAAUUAUGUACUGCUCAAGAUCUACAGCCAUUGACAAACAUGAUUGGAGAGGAGCUUUCUUAUAAAUGGUGAACAUGCAACAAUACUUCACAGAAACAUAAAAGAAGACCCUGUACCCAUAAGAUGUGUAAGCAUGCAGAGAUUCCAUCACACUUUUAUCACCUUGGCUCAAAAGUAUAGGAAGAAGCAAAACUGCACAGAUCCUUCUGUCCAUUGGAUCACACAAAUAGGUUUGUUUUACUCUUGGAGGUGUCAGCUGCGGAAUCUUCGAGACCAGGGUUGACUAAAGGUUAGUUACCAAGAAAGUUCUGCAGCAGCUACCACUGGUGUCUUUUCAUUCUUUUGGAGGUGAACACUAUAACAAUUGCAGCUUGACUAUGCUAAUUUAAGGCCACAAGUUCCCAGGUGCCAGCCACAGAACCAGUUAAGAGAGAUCAUUGAUUACGAUCUACUAGGUUUGGAACACAUCUAUCCAUGUGAUGAGCAGGCAUGCAAUCUUGUCUUAUUCACCAGACUUUUAUUGGUGCAUGGUCUCUGUUUCAUAUUCCAAUUAACUAUGAGUGCUGUUUAGGUCAGGUUUGCUACCAUGGAUAACACGAUAUACAUGUUGAAGAAAAGGAGUACACUUUGUUUCAA